CCGGCGGCGCCAUUUUGCCGUGAGACAGCAGCAGGAGGAGAUCUCUGUAGUUACGAUGCUAUCGGCUGCCGGCUAUGUCGAGCCCGCUCUUGGGCUGGGUUGUGAAGUUAAACGGGGCUCUGCCGUUCAGCACCGCUUCUCUCCUUACACCUUCAAUGGCGGGACUAUAUUGGCAAUUGCUGGUGACGAUUUCUGUAUUGUUGCCUCAGACACCCGGCUGAGUGAAGACUAUGCAGUUCAUAGCCGGGACAGUCCAAAAUGCUACAAGCUAACUGACACAACAGUUAUUGGCUGCAGUGGAUUUCAUGGAGACUGUCUUACACUUACUAAAAUCCUUGAAGCAAGGUUAAAGAUGUACAAGCAUUCCAAUAACAAGACAAUGAGUUCAGGUGCCAUUGCAGCCAUGCUUUCUACAAUCUUAUAUUCACGUCGCUUCUUCCCUUACUAUGUUUACAACAUAAUUGGUGGACUGGACGAAGAAGGGAAGGGUGCUGUCUACAGCUUUGAUCCAGUAGGCUCCUACCAGAGAGACACUUUCAAAGCUGGUGGAUCAGCCAGUGCCAUGCUCCAGCCUCUGCUGGACAACCAGGUUGGUCUCAAGAACCUGCAAAAUGUGGGACAAGUAUCUUUGACCUUGGAAAAGUCUUUGCAGCUAGUAAAGGAUGUCUUUAUUUCUGCUGCAGAAAGGGAUGUAUACACUGGGGAUGCACUAAAAAUCUGUGUUAUCACAAAAGAUGGAAUUAAAGAAGAAUCUGUUCCCUUGCGGAGAGACUAAAUCGGUACACUGUUCAGUUAAAGAUCUUCAGUGUUUCACUGUAAUUUUUAUGUUUACUACAUGAUAACAUUUGAUAUAUUAAAAUAAGUACCAGA
Molecule: messenger RNA, 870 nt
Organism: Varanus komodoensis (Komodo dragon)
Lineage: Eukaryota; Metazoa; Chordata; Lepidosauria; Squamata; Varanidae
Gene: PSMB1
Product: proteasome 20S subunit beta 1
Exons: 6
Coding region: 56-775 (239 amino acids)
Cellular component (GO): proteasome core complex
Source: RefSeq, a predicted model, not a curated record